Molecule: messenger RNA, 2668 nt
Organism: Lacerta agilis (Sand lizard)
Lineage: Eukaryota; Metazoa; Chordata; Lepidosauria; Squamata; Lacertidae
Gene: P3H3
Product: prolyl 3-hydroxylase 3
Exons: 15
Coding region: 73-2301 (742 amino acids)
Biological process (GO): collagen metabolic process
Cellular component (GO): endoplasmic reticulum
Molecular function (GO): protein binding; L-ascorbic acid binding; procollagen-proline 3-dioxygenase activity
Source: RefSeq, a predicted model, not a curated record
CCCAAACUCCUCAGGCGACGCCUGCAAUUUCUCCCCUUCGCUGCUGCUUCUGCUUCUCCUUUGCCCUCUGCCAUGGCUCUCCGCUCGCGGCAUCCUUCCUCCUCUCCCGUCGCCCCUUCGCUCCGCUUCCCGGUCCCCCUCCUCUCCUCCGUCCUCCUCUUCCUCCUCCCCGCUCUCGGCAGCUGCCUCUUCUUCUCGCCAUCCUCCGGCCAUCUGGCGCCUUACGACGCGCUCUACGCCGACGGGGUGCGCGCCUACUUCGCCCAGGACUGGCCUCGGGCGGCCGAGCUGCUGCAGCGCUGCCUGCACAGCUACUCUCGGCUGCAGGGCGUGCGCCGGGAGUGCCAGGGCGCGUGCCAGUCCCAGGCCGGCUUCGCGGCGGGCCGCCCGCCUUCGCGGCCCUGGGAGACGGGCUUCUUCGACCGGGUGCUGCAGCGGGCCGAGUGCCUGGAUGAGUGCCUGGGGCGCCGGCUGGGCGGGCAGCCGUCCCUCCACCGGGCCAGCGCGCAGAUCCGGCAGGACUUCGAGGAGAGGGAGCCCUACAACUACCUGCAAAUCGCCUUCUUCAAGCUAAAGAAACUCGAUGAAGCCGUUUCCUCAGCUCACACGUUCUUCGUGGCCAAUCCACAGCACCUACAAAUGCGCGAGGACAUGGAGAAAUACCGGCGCAUGGCAGGGGUGAAAGCGGAAAGCUUUCGGGAUCUUGAAGCCAUGCCACACUGGGUGGCCUACGAAGCUGGAAUUCAACAUUACAAGACGGAUGACUACCAGCAGGCGGUGACAAAGCUGGAGGAAUCGCUCAAAGAAGGGCUGCUGGCGCUGGAGGACUGCAGAGCCCUUUGCGAAGGGCCUCAGGAGGAUGAGGAAAAGGAGGAAGAGACGCAGCUUGGCCUCUACGAAGCCAUUGCAGCUCACUACAUCCAGGUCCUAAAGUGCAGGCAGAAGUGUGUCCUUGACAUUGCCACCAAGCCCGGGAGGGUGUCUUCCACAGAAGACUUUAUCCCGUCUCAUUUUGAUUUGCUGCAGUUUGCCUAUGAAAGAACUGGGAAUCGGGCCCUUGCUGCUGAAUGUGCAGCUACCUAUUUGCAGUUCUAUCCAUCAGACGGGGCAUUGCUGGACAAAGUGAAGCAAUACCAAGCAGAACUGGGAGAUGUGCCUGUUGCAGCCAGAGAGAAUAUCCGCCACUAUGUGGAGAGGUCUCUUAUGGAGAAGAAACUCAUUUACUAUGCAGUGGAGCACCUUGGGGAAACUUUUAAUGACCCUGAUUCGUGGACUCCUGAGGAAUUGAUUCCUGAAAACAUGAAGGAAAAACACAAAGAAGAUCAAGAGAAACAAAGGCUGAAAGCCCCAGAUAUGGGACAGCAGGAGCUGAGGGAACCACUUGCUUUCGAGGGCAUCACCAUCACCAUGGACUCCCAGCAGCUCAAUGGCUCCCAGAGAGUUGUCUUGGACAGAGUCCUGACUGAAUCUGAAUGCAAAGACAUCCUCCGCCUGGCCAAGGCAGCUGGAGGAACAGAAGGCGGCUACCGUGGCAGGCGUUCGCCGCACACUCCCCAUGAGAAAUUUGAAGGAUUAACCGUGUUAAAGGCUCUGCAGUUGGCUGAGGAUAGCACUGUGAACUGGAGGGAUGCUAAGCUUCUCUUGCAAGCCAGUGAGAAAUCCCGAAAAAUUGUGGAAUCCUAUUUCACCCCUGGCAAAGACCUCUAUUUUUCAUUCACGCAUCUUGUGUGUCGCACGGCUGCAGAGGGAGAGCAGGAAAGUCGUAUGGACCUCAGUCACCCAGUUCAUGCUGACAAUUGUCUCUUGGACCCAGAGGGCAGCACGUGUUGGCGGGAGCCUCCUGCCUACAUAUACAGAGACUACAGUGCAAUCCUCUACCUGAAUGAUGACUUCCAGGGGGGGAACCUCUUUUUCACUGAGAUGGAUGCUGUGACUGUUACGGCCGAGGUGCGCCCUAAAUGUGGAAGGCUGGUGGCCUUCAGCUCGGGAGGGGAGAACCCUCACGGCGUGUGGGCUGUGACCCGUGGGAGGCGCUGUGCCAUUGCCCUCUGGUACACCCUCUUUCCAGAGCACGCGGAGCAGGAACGGGCCCGGGCAGAAGAGCUGAUGAGGCAGAAGGAGGCAGAACAGGAGCAGUCGCAUUCAGAGGAGGAGGAGCAUGCAGGUGCUGAACCCAGUGGUGGAGACUCCCCAGAGCCCCCGACUCCAAAGGGAAGAGCCAGGUCCACUAGCCAAAGGACCAGGUCAAACUCAGACUCUGGGAUACAGUCCACGAGGCUGCGAGCCAAAGAUGAAUUCUGAGCAUGUUGGACAUGCACAAGCCUUUCAGGUUUUGUAGCAGCUUGUGACAAGUGAAUGACUUGGGAGUUUUUGCCCUGUGCUAGGCAUUGUGGCAAUGCAGCUUUGCUUCUCCAUGUUGCACCACCAGAAAUCACCUCAGAAGGUGACUUGGGGGUCCUUGGACCAUGCCCGCCCAAGUUUGCCGGAGAAUCAUUUCGUCCCAACUGGGAUUCCUGUGAACCAGGAAUAAUCCAUGCUAAAACUCUCUCAUCUCAGCUAUAGCCUCUCAUCUCUACACAGGAGUAAUAGGACUGUUGUAAGGAUGCCUGAGAUAACGUGAGAAGUGCUUUGACCAUUCUGAAGUGCUAUAUAAAUGUUGAAUAUCAUU